Messenger RNA from Gossypium arboreum, 580 nucleotides. RefSeq names its product EPIDERMAL PATTERNING FACTOR-like protein 2. NCBI's taxonomy places the organism in Eukaryota, Viridiplantae, Streptophyta, Magnoliopsida, Malvales, Malvaceae. Gene Ontology annotation, biological process: guard cell differentiation; stomatal complex development. The record is from RefSeq and is a predicted model, not a curated record. The coding region runs from base 118 to 423 and encodes 101 amino acids. The transcript has 2 exons.
CGAUCGUUACAUCAUUUCAACAGACUCUGAUAUAUCGCCCGCCCUUAUAAUAUUAUUACCACUCUCCUCUUCGGUUAUAAAAAGUAUCCAAAUUUUGCCUUCGUUUUCUUCAUCAAAAUGAGCCAUAGUUUCAUAUUUUCCCUUCUUUUUCUCUUGAUUUUAAGCUCAACCCAACUGAGAUACAAAGCUGAAGGUAGAUCAAUACCAAAAUCCGAUGAAGAAAAGGCGAGGUUAAGAGCACAGAUAGGAUCAAGGCCACCAAGGUGUGAGAGAAGGUGCAAUUCAUGCGACCAUUGUGAAGCCAUUCAAGUGCCUACCAAUCCUCAAAUCUCCCAUGUUGCUUAUGCAAGAGGUGAUGGAAGCUCUUACUACAAACCCAUGAGUUGGAAAUGCAAAUGUGGCAACUUCAUCUUCAACCCUUAGCUCAUAAAUACAUAUAUAUAUAUAUAUAUUAGGUUCUUAAAUACCCAUUUUUGAACCAUGUAAGUAUUUUUUUUUUUUUCUUGUGAGAAGAAAUUAGAACUGCAUUGUAAAAUUUCUUGAUUAUCUGAAUCUUUAAAAAGAAAAUGAAUCUAUAGUA